AUGAUAAAUAGUACGAAAGGCAGCGUGGAGCACGACAAAGGAGAAGCCGCGAUGAGCAUGGAGGAGCUGCAGGAUGAUCUCGGUGGUAUUGUGCAUCUCGAGCACAUCAAUCUGUGCAUUCCAGAACAGCCCAAAGCGAGCGUGUUCUACUUCGAAGGCUUGGGUUUCACACGCGACCCUUUCUUCAACGUUGGAGCCAGCACCAUGUGGUGCAACAUUGGCUACCAACAGAUCCACCUCUCGCCAGGGGAACCGCAGGUCGUGCGAGGUCACAUCGGUUUGGUUGUGCCAAGCCUUGAUGACUUGAAGAAACGACUUGUCCAGCCCAAGGUGGUGGAUGGGUUGCAGGGCACCAAGUUCAGCUGGUCUGUACACGCGGCCGGUGAUGCUGAUGCCCGCCACUACAUUCGAGGGUUCGAUGCCUCUAAAGAGGGUUACCUCGCAGUGACUGGCCCCUACGGCAACCAAUUUAGGAUAUACGAGGCCACCCCCGAAAUUGCAGUCAAGGGCAAUCUCGGUAUCGUCUACCUGGAAGAGCUGUGCAAAGAGGGCACGGCCGACAAGAUUGCCGCCUUCUACCGGCACGACUAUCAUCUGUCUCAACAUUUCACAUGCCUCCUGCGGCGACAAUUCAUCAGGUUCUGCGGGGCGUUCCUGCGCACCGGCGAUCUGGGCAUCGUUGGUGCGGUGGUGCGCAAGGGCCUGUUCGCGCACCUGUGGCGUGACCUGCCUCACGACUCCCUCCCGCUCGCCCAAGACCUCCUCCCCGUGCUGCACAAGCAUGUCCUCCUCAACCCGCUUCUCCCCAACAAGCUCAAGCAAUACAUCUUCACACCCUUCGCAGUCGAGCAGGUCGCGCGGCUGCUCAAGGCCGCUUGUGGCCGCCAGGACGUCAGGCUGCAGCGGCUCGUAUCCAACUUCAUCCGCGACGUCGCUGCCACUGACGCCGGCCUCUUUGGCUCCGCCUCGACCCCCUCCAACGCCAAAGCGGCCAAGGCGCUUUCAGAGGCGGAGCAAGAGAAGCAACGCAAGAGGGAACGAGCAGUCGUGCGCCUCUUGGCCGCCCUCGACGCUAACAUGGACCCCGUGCAGCAGCGCCUCGUACUCCAAGUCCUCAAGGCCAACCCACGACUCAUUCCGGACUAUGUGGCGGCGCCGAGCUACUCGCUGGACCCGCGGCCGACGCUGCUCUGGCUGGCCAACGUGAACCUGUUCGCCAGGGUUCUCUCCCUGCCGAUCGACCACCCGUCCGGUAUCGCCCUGCCGCCCGCGCCGCUCCUUGGCUCUGCCACCGCCGAACACGAGGAAGAGGAGCGCGACGCCGAGAACUGGGCCGUCAAGGCCGCCGAGCAAGCUGCGGGAACAUCGCCUGUGCUUCUUGAACGAAUGCCGUUCCUUGUGAGCCUGGACCUGGACAUACUCCGAAAGACUGUUUCGUGGGAGGCGUCGCUCAAAUUCGACCAUGCCAAGCGACGCUUGACCGAGGGCAAGGCGUACAAAGCACAGAAGUUGAUUUGGCUGUCGAUCCGUUACCUCAUCUUCGCCAUCCAGUUGAUCGACAAGGUGAGAUGA
Messenger RNA from Acanthamoeba castellanii str. Neff, 1572 nucleotides. RefSeq lists its product as uncharacterized. Lineage: Eukaryota; Discosea; Longamoebia; Acanthamoebidae. The record is from RefSeq and is a predicted model, not a curated record. The transcript has 13 exons. The coding region runs from base 1 to 1572 and encodes 523 amino acids.